AAAACAAAGUUUCUCCUUAAGGUGUAUAUUUCAUAAAUAGGCGGCCGAAAUCGUUUACUCUCUUUUCUGACAGGGUUUAUUUUGUCGACACACACACUUUAACUCCAAUGUUCGGACACAAGAGACAUAAAUUUUAAGAAUCUUUAAGAACAUUUAUAUAUUAUUCGGUAUGGGAGAUAAGCCUUUACGAUUACUCGCAAGUGGUGACGUUGAAGGAAGAAUAAAUGCUUUGUUCAACCGGGUGAACGCCAUUCAGAAAAAGAGCGGGCAGUUUGAUUUGCUGCUGUGUGUUGGUGAAUUUUUUGGAAAUUCUCCUGAGGCUGAAGCAGAAUGGGAAGCAUACAAAUCUGGUGCCAAAAAGGCACCCAUUCACACUUACAUUCUCGGUGCAGCCAGCGAAGAGACUGUGAAGUAUUUCCCAAACUCUGAUGGCUGCGAGUUGGCAGAAAGCAUCACAUAUCUGGGUCGAAGAGGCAUUUUCACAGGGGCAUCGGGGCUUCAGAUCGCCUAUGUCAGUGGCAGAGAAGCUCAGCAGGAGGAGAAAAACACUGAGAUCACAGAAUCUUAA
Molecule: messenger RNA, 568 nt
Organism: Sinocyclocheilus anshuiensis
Lineage: Eukaryota; Metazoa; Chordata; Actinopteri; Cypriniformes; Cyprinidae
Product: CWF19-like protein 1
Exons: 5
Coding region: 170-568 (132 amino acids)
Biological process (GO): mRNA splicing, via spliceosome
Cellular component (GO): post-mRNA release spliceosomal complex
Molecular function (GO): RNA lariat debranching enzyme activator activity
Source: RefSeq, a predicted model, not a curated record